Colletotrichum destructivum is the source of this 343-nucleotide messenger RNA. RefSeq lists its product as uncharacterized. Bases 81 to 317 code for a protein of 78 amino acids. The record is from RefSeq and is a predicted model, not a curated record. Lineage: Eukaryota; Fungi; Ascomycota; Sordariomycetes; Glomerellales; Glomerellaceae. The transcript has a single exon.
CUCACUCCCUCACGCCAGCAAGGCACCGCAACUAAAACACGCGUCUAGUGGCCCCCUCGGGUACCGAUACCUGGUAAAUUAUGACAUUACCCUUGCGAGAUGAGUCCUCCUUCUGUCGCCCUCUCUACAAGGUAUUCGCUCGACCCUUGCGCAGCAAAUCUGCUUAUCCACCUUCAAUCCACUUCAGCCCAGAGGGCACCACACAUUCCUCGGAUCGCCUCCCCCAUUCCACUGUUUCUCAUACCGGUAAGGCCCCUUGGAGCCCUUGGUUCCUUGACCCUGUUGCAAGUUGCGAUUGUUGGCUCAGCCUGCACUGAUUCCCCGAGUCCCUGACGGGUGUCCA